UAAUUUACAAGCACUGUUUUGCCUUUAUUUCUUCCUUUUCUUUAUAUGGUUUUAUUUUCUGCCACGCAAUGUGUUGUAAUUUUUAUAUAUACUUCUUGAGAGGGUGAGAGAGGAAGAUAGAUAAUUAUAAAUAUAGGCAAAAAGAAGUGGCAGAGUUAGUUAAUUAGUACUACUGAAGAAGAUGGGAAAAUGGGUGGUUCUGCUAGUGCUACUGGUGGUGUUGUUAAAAGUAAUUGAAGCUGCAGAGGUGACAUAUGAUGGAAGAUCACUCAUCAUUGAUGGACAAAGAAAACUUCUCUUCUCUGGUUCAAUUCAUUAUCCUCGCAGCACUCCUCAGAUGUGGCCAGGUUUGAUAGCGAAAGCAAAACAAGGAGGAUUGGACGUUAUUCAGACUUAUGUGUUUUGGAAUCUUCAUGAACCCCUGCAACCUGGACAGUAUGAUUUCAGUGGAAGAUAUGACUUGGUGAGAUUCAUAAGGGAAAUUCAAGCUCAAGGACUCUAUGUCUGCCUCAGAAUUGGACCUUUCAUCGAGGCUGAAUGGACAUACGGGGGAUUCCCAUUUUGGUUACAUGAUGUCCCUGGGAUUGUCUACAGAUCAGACAAUGAACCUUUCAAGUUCUACAUGCAAAAUUUUACAACAAAAAUUGUGAACAUGAUGAAAGCAGAGGGUUUAUAUGCUUCACAAGGAGGCCCAAUCAUAUUGUCACAGAUUGAGAAUGAAUAUCAAAAUGUCCAAAAGGCAUUUGGCAUAGCAGGAAAACAAUAUGUUCAAUGGGCUGCAAAAAUGGCUGUGGGCCUUCAGACUGGCGUACCAUGGGUUAUGUGCAAGGAAGAUGAUGCUCCUGAUCCUGUGAUCAAUACAUGCAAUGGCAUGUACUGUGGAAAAACUUUUACCGGACCAAACUCCCCCAAUAAGCCUAGGCUGUGGACGGAGAACUGGACGUCUUUCUAUCAAGUGUAUGGUGGACUCCCAUAUAUAAGGUCUGCUGAAGACAUUGCACUUCAUGUCACUCUUUUUAUUGCAAAAAAUGGAAGCUAUGUCAACUAUUAUAUGUAUCAUGGUGGAACCAACUUUGGGAGAACAGCCUCAGCUUAUUGUAUAACAGGAUAUUAUGAUCAAGCCCCACUUGAUGAAUAUGGUUUGUUCAGGCAACCAAAAUGGGGACAUCUCAAGGAAUUGCAUGCUGCAAUCAAGUCUAACUCCACAACUAUAUUGCAAGGAGUGCAGAGUAACUUCUCUUUAGGUCGUCUCCAAGAGGCUUGUGUUUUUGAAGAAGAAAAAGGAGAAUGUGUUGCUUUCCUUAUAAACUAUGAUGGAGGAAACAAUGUUUCUGUCCAGUUCCGGAACAAAUCAUAUGAAUUGCUCCCCAAGUCCAUAAGUAUCUUACCAGAUUGCCAGAAUGUGAUUUUCAACACUGCAAAUGUUACUACAACAAGCAACAGAAGGAUCAUAAGUCCUAGACAAAACUUCAGCUCAGUGGAUGAUUGGGAGCAAUUCCAAGAUGUGAUUCCAAACUUUGAUGACACCUCACUAAAAUCAAAUUCAUUACUCGAGCAAAUGAACACAACAAAAGACAAAUCAGAUUACCUUUGGUAUACUCUCAGGUUUGAAUAUAAUCUAUCUUGCAGUGAGCCAACACUUAAUGUUCGCUCUGCUGCUCAUGUUGCCCAUGCUUUUGUGAACAACACAUACAUAGGAGCUGUACAUGGAAAUCAUGAUGUAAAGAAUUUCACCUUAGAGUUCCCGGUUACACUAAAUGAAGGGGCAAACAACCUUUCUAUACUCAGCGUCAUGGUUGGACUUGCGGAUUCAGGGGCAUAUCUUGAAAGGAGAUUUGCUGGUUUAAUCAGUGUGGGACUUCAGUGCAGUGAGAAGGAGUCUCUUCAUUUGACCAAGUCUACAUGGGGAUAUCAGGUUGGAUUACUAGGGGAGCAACUAGAAGCAUAUAAUGGACAAAAUAGCAGUGAUGUUGAAUGGACUCAACUGGGGAAUAUUAUGGAUCAGACUCUCAUUUGGUACAAGACUACAUUUGACACACCUGAGGGGGUUGAUCCUGUUGCAUUGGACCUUAGCUCAAUGGGAAAAGGCGAGGCUUGGGUAAAUGGACAAAGCAUUGGUCGCUAUUGGAUUUUGUUUCAUGAUUCCAAAGGCAAACCUUCACAAUCACUAUAUCAUGUGCCUCGGUCUUUCCUUAAAGACAAAGGAAACAACACUUUGGUUUUGGUGGAGGAAGGUGGUGGGAACCCUCUUCAUAUCUCAGUGAACACUGUUUCAGUCACAGAUUUACAUGAAAACUCUUCUAAAUUAUCAUUCCCUUCCUCUGCUUAGUAUUGUUAAUUAUAAAGAAAAUAUACAUGUAAUCACACACAUACAGAACCUGUUUCCUUACAGGGCUAGAAAAUUGAAACAUUUCUAGCUUGUACACAUGAUACAAAUUUGAUUAUUACAAAAAUAUUUCUUGAAAAAAUAUCUGCAGUGUUAGAAAUACAAUGUUCUUGAUAUGGCAUCUGAGUUAAUGGUAUAUGGUUC
Messenger RNA from Lotus japonicus, 2530 nucleotides. RefSeq names its product beta-galactosidase 6-like. The record is from RefSeq and is a predicted model, not a curated record. Gene Ontology annotation, molecular function: beta-galactosidase activity. The coding region runs from base 182 to 2329 and encodes 715 amino acids. Lineage: Eukaryota; Viridiplantae; Streptophyta; Magnoliopsida; Fabales; Fabaceae. Gene Ontology annotation, biological process: carbohydrate metabolic process. Gene Ontology annotation, cellular component: cell wall; vacuole. The transcript is spliced from 18 exons.